This is a messenger RNA of Sardina pilchardus (European sardine), 1540 nucleotides long. Its product is annotated as insulin-like growth factor-binding protein 3. Gene Ontology annotation, biological process: regulation of insulin-like growth factor receptor signaling pathway. Gene Ontology annotation, molecular function: insulin-like growth factor II binding; fibronectin binding; insulin-like growth factor I binding. The transcript is spliced from 4 exons. NCBI's taxonomy places the organism in Eukaryota, Metazoa, Chordata, Actinopteri, Clupeiformes, Clupeidae. Gene Ontology annotation, cellular component: extracellular region. The record is from RefSeq and is a predicted model, not a curated record. Bases 1 to 876 code for a protein of 291 amino acids.
AUGGUGACUGGGCUUCAUUCUUUAUUCGUAACUGUGGUGCUGGCGUCUGUCGCGCGCUAUACGGGGGCAGUGGGACCGGUGAUCCGGUGUGAGCCUUGUGAUGCCGGCGCACGGAUGCUGUGCAAGCCCAUACCCAAGGACUGCGCGGAGAAAGUACGCGAGCCAGGCUGUGGCUGUUGCCUGACUUGCGCCAUUGCGCACGGGCAGCCGUGUGGAAUAUACACGGGAAGAUGCGGGUUCGGCUUAAAUUGCCAACAUCAGCCGGGGGAAGCUAAACCACUCCAAGCAUUACUGGAGGGACGUGGAAUCUGCGCCAACGCAACCUCCAAAAAGCUGUUAAGGACCACAGCAUCGGGCAAGGAAAAUGAAGGCAGCGAGAAGGUCCUCGGUGAGGAGACGACGGCAGCCGCCAGCCCCCAGCCGCCGCCGCCGCCACCACCGGCCAUCCUCCCGUAUCCCCCCCUCCCGCCGCGGCAGCAGCACCCGCGUUACCACAGCCACGCCAAGGCAGGGGUCAUAGACCGCGAGCACGCCAAGAAGACCCAGAGCUUCAAGAUGGAGGACGUGCCCAUCGGACCCAACACGGACCAGCAGAACUUCUCCCUGGAAACCAAGCCAGAGCCUGAAUUUGGUCCGUGUCGACGGGAGAUGGAGAGCAUCCUCAACAGUCUGAAGGUCACGGACAUCCUCAAUCCCAAACGCUUUCGCAUCCCAAACUGUGACAAAAAGGGCUUCUACAAGAAAAGACAGUGUCGCCCAUCCAAUGGACGGAAGCGUGGCUUCUGCUGGUGUGUGGACAAGUAUGGUCAGCCAUUGCCGGGUUACAAGGGGAGAGGGGGAGGCGACACCCACUGCUACAACCUGGACGACCAAUAGAAGCAGUUUAUGAGAGGACGAGCGAGAGAGAGCAAGAGCGAGAGAGAGAGAGAGAUAGAGAGAGAGUUUGUCGGAGUGGUUUGGAACGAGACCUUGCGAGACUUAGGAUGCUAGGAACAGAGUCAGGCGCAGCCUACGGCUCAGGGAGCGACCUCGCCUCACAGACUUUUCGGGUUUACGGGCGCGGCAGGGGUCUGACGCUUUGGAAAUAAAGCUCUCCUCCUCCUCCUCCUCCUCCUCCUCCUCUCCUCUACCCUCAUCAUCUCUCCUCCUCCCCCGGCCUCUCCUCUCCUCUCCUCUCUGACCCUGCUGAGCUGCGGCUCGUCACUGGGACUGAGGUGUGAGCCGAGCCUGUCGUCGGGACAGCCCCGGACUCGCCGAGCCACAUCACCACAGCGGCUGCGCUGGACCACUACGCCUGUGCUACGCCUCAUCCACCACACACACACACACACCAGGAGGACUGGGCAGCCAUGCCACAAAAAAGGCUUCCAUCACGCAUAGAUGUGUAUUUAUAUGUAUGUUUAUGUAUAUAUAUGGUAUAUAUUGUCACUGCCUAUCAUGAAUAGGUAUAUGAGCAAGUGUCCCGGGGUGGCGGCAGAGAGUGCUCUAAGGACAUGGAGGAGCAAUGGGUGUUGAAAAAACUACAAUUCCCAGGAUACAG